Messenger RNA from Aaosphaeria arxii CBS 175.79, 1629 nucleotides. RefSeq lists its product as uncharacterized. Gene Ontology annotation, biological process: GDP-fucose import into Golgi lumen; protein O-linked glycosylation via fucose. Gene Ontology annotation, cellular component: Golgi apparatus. The record is from RefSeq and is a predicted model, not a curated record. Bases 1 to 1629 code for a protein of 542 amino acids. Gene Ontology annotation, molecular function: antiporter activity. The transcript is spliced from 3 exons. Lineage: Eukaryota; Fungi; Ascomycota; Dothideomycetes; Pleosporales.
AUGAAUUCCUCACGCCCCUUUGCCCGUAACGCGAACAAGUUGUUCCGACCAGCCUUCUCCUACCUAAAUAAUUUCACUAGCGACUCUAAGAAAUCCCCCAACCUCACCUCCGCUCGCCGCAAGAACUCCGCCAGUUCCCUCGAUGACACCGAUUACUCUGACAUAGAACACUACGCACAGAUGGAAUCCUCGUCCCGCAACAGUCACUCGUCGAAGAACUCACUCUCGGAGUUACAGGCCCCCGUGCCUCUGAUUGACAUAGGGGGGAGUGGGAGUAGAGCUACGUCGCCUUAUCCCAGGAGCCGGAGCGCCGCGCAGAGUGAAGAUGAGGAUGACGACUUCGAACCCGCAAGCAGUAUACGACCGCUCGUGAACAACGAUGUAGGAAGAGGAGGCAAUGCAUGGCGGGGUGUCUUGAGACAAGGUGGGCUGGCGGGGUUCUUCUUCGGUACCUGGAUGGGGUGGCAGAUCUGGGUUGGUUUGCUCGUCUUUUGGGUAGGAGGAUGCAGCUUUGGGUUGCUGCUGAUGAACCGGUUCAUCAUGCUCACUGGAGUUUAUAAAUUCCCUUUCCCACUUGCAGGAACCUAUCUCCAACUCAUCAUCACCCAUCUUUUCCUCCUUGGUUUCGCAAGCCUUACCAGAGCGCUCGGUGGACCACUUCGUAGAGUGGGAUUUGGCGCGGCUGUUGCGCCGGCAUAUCCCACAGCGCCUGCUGGAGGUGCAUUCAGGAGCUCAAAUAAACCGUCCAUCCUUCAAUUUGGGCGAUGGCUAGCAAACGGCCAGGGUGGAAUUGCAGGAGGAGGUCUUUUUGAAUUCGACCGACAGACUGCGAAGCAGGCCCUGCCACUGGCUGUCGUUUUCGUUGCCAAAGUGCUACUCAGCAACUUUUCGUUUGCUUAUGCCCCCCUUCCAGUCUACCAGCUCGCACGCAUUGGAAUCACACCUCUCGCCCUCAUAUUUGCCUGUGCGCUCCAGAAGGAUAACCACAGCCCCUCCACCCUUUCCUCCGCGCUCGUAGCAACCCUCAACCUCCUAUUCGCAACUAUCCGCACCAACGUCCGCGUAACAGCCGAAUCCAUCGUCGCCGGAGUCUUCUCCUCGAUGUUCGUGGCCCUCUACCCGAUCCUCCUCCUCCGCACCUACCGCACCUUCGCCGCCAGCCUGAUCCCCCAAGGCGACAUCCUAACCGGCGGCUACCCCUCCAGCGCCGACGACACCGGCAACCGCGAAGAGACCCGCGCAUACUACCGCGUCCUGCACUACACCUCGCUCCUCUCCCUCAUGAUCCUGACCCCCAUCGUCAUCCUCUCCGGAGACAUCGGCCACAUCCUCCGCAACAUCCCCUUCCUCGACGUCCCCUUCUUCUGGUUCAUGAUCCUCUGCGGCGCAAUCGGUUCCUUCUCCGUCUUCGUGUCCACCCUCUUGCUCGUCAAGACGACAUCUCCGCUCACGGCGACCUUCAUCGCGGUGCCCCGCAGCGCGUUCCAGCUCGUCAUGCUCAGCAUGUUCAAGAUGCCCGCCCAGAGCUGGGUUGGCGUCGUACUGUGCUGGAUCAGCAGCUUGUGGUUCCUGUUUGCCAGGAGGGAUGAGGGGAGGAACAGAAAUAGGUUGAGGUUGGAGGGGAGGUGA